AAGAAUCGAGUUCAGCAACCUUGGACGUCGAUUUGAGGUUAGGAAUUUGUUUUCCUGGUCAUUGGCAGAACUAAGGAAUUGUUUGAUUAUGGCGUACGAUUGGUCAUCAAUUGACAAAAGGAUAACAAAGCAGAUCUUACAGCGGGAUGGAUUUACAAAAAAGCCCACAGAGCGUUCAGUCUGUAGCAUUCUUAUCGAUAAUCUUCAGGUCACUGGUUGUUUUCCGAACGAUUUGGGUAGCAAAGUGCCCAGUGAAAUCUUUGAUGGGGUAUCCUCAAAGACUCUUACACUUGGAGAGGUAAACACGGAUCUUGAUCGACAAGUUGAGAGAGCCAUUUAUACUAUGAUGGAUAACGAGCGUAGUCUGGUUACUAUAACAGUGCCUCAUUUUGAGGAAGGGCAGAAUCAAGAUAUAGUUAUAAAAUUUGAAAUAAUUUUACUUAGUCACAAACCAUAUAAGUCAAUUUGGGAGUGGACUCCAAAAGAGAAAUAUGAGAUUGCACUUAAGCACAAAGAAGUAGGUGUACAGCUGUUUAAAGCAGGCAGUUAUGUCGAUGCUUUUCAUAAGUUUAGUAAGGCUUGUAAAAUUCUUAUAACUUUGGAACCGAUUGAAGAUUUAGAAAUAGAUGAAACAUUGGUUAACGAUAUAAAUACUUUACGUUUGAUGUUGUAUAAUAAUAUGGCUGGGUGUCAACUGACUAAGAAGAAUUUCGAGCAUACGAUUACACUUUGUAAUAAAAUAGUGGCUAAGGAACAAAACAAUGUGAAGGCAUUGUAUAGAAGAGGGACUGCUUACGGUAAUUUGAGGGAUUUUGAAAAAGCUGCAGCUGAUAUGAAACGGGUAGUUGAAUUAGAUUCAAAAAAUUCUGUAGCAAGAGAACAGCUUGCUGGAUACAACGCGGUUCUGCUCGAUGCUAAGAAAAGAUUCGAGGGCAUGGUGCGAAAAAUGUUCAAAACCUAGGUGUGGUACACAGAAUAAUUAAGAUUCAAAUAAAAUAAGGUAUUACGAAGCGAAAAAAAAAAUAGAUUUCUACCGUUUUGACAUAUUCCUAAGAAAUUUGGGUCGUAUAAAUGGAAUAAAGAAACCACACAUUUCUUAUAAAUACAAAAAUAUGCAUUUAUUUCUGCCUAGAAUUUCUUAUAUCAUAAUCAUUAAUUUCCUCUCUAGCUAUGUUCUGCGUGUCGCUGGAUCUCAUGUAAACGAGUUUAUUAUAUAGAUUAGCACUUCACACGAAGUAAAUGAAUCUCUAAAUAAAUUGUGACGAAUAACCCUGGACAAACGUUUUACCUCGACAUGAAGUAACGCGUGUCCUAACGCGUGAAUACACGUACGAUUUUUAUUACAUUCUUCACUGGAAAAGAUGCUUUUCUUCUAGUUGGAUAAUCGUUGUCAUACCGGAUUGCAAUUUAACGAACCACCAAAAAAGUGUUUACAUCUCACGAGGCGAACAGUUACGAGGCUUAAAAAAUUCACAUGGCGUCGCGUAAGCACUUCCAUGUUACACGAUCACAUAACAAUGGCGAUCGGUGUAAUGCAAAUAACUAAGGAUUUCGUCAAUGGCACUUUCGUCGCCGAGUGCCAGCCGACUUGCACUUCGAAGGAACGUUCACGCGAAGCUUAUCUGGACUCGAAUACGAGGAUACAUUUGAGUACAUUGCAUGAGCAGAUUGCCGCGAAAAGAGCUAUCUACUGAUACACUCCUUGCUAAGUGAAGCAAAUCGUAGAAAUCACGUUUGAGCGGAUUACGGCGGACCGCAGCGGUCGAGUUUCGGAAUGACUACAAAACUAUUCAUAGGGAGGUAUCUUAACAAAAUGGCGCCUCCGUUCGAUAACGCGGAGAGAGCACGGCACAUCAUUUAUUAAAGUUCGCACGCGUUCGGUAAACCGAGGACUACCCAAAAUAUAUAAUAAAUACGUCUCUUGACAUUGAGUGCGUAAAGAGCGAGCUGGAUGAACCAGAACCUCUCUAAAGAAUUAAAUCGAAAUUGAGCUUCUCGGCGUGACGUUUAAGAAAAACCAUCUUUUUAAGUCGGCUCGUAAUCGCUGUUCUUCGUAGAUGGCUUCCCUUAAAAUCUAUUGAAUUCCCUUACUCAACGCGCUUACGUAAAUAUUUGAACAACGCAGAGGCCACGGCGUUCCGUUAUCGUUCCUCUUCGAAUUGCUUUAAUUUCCGCGAUGUUGGAGUACCAUUAGUCGCCUAUCGGUUAGUGAAGCUCCCCAUGCUCCGUUACUUUUUACUCUCUCCCUGAUUCAAUUGCCGUUUACACAUGGGCUAUUGCAGUUCCGCGUAUUGCUAACGGUUACUUGUUAAAUGUCUUCAGCUAUUUCGGUAUAAUAUACUCUCGGCUCUAGCCACUUUGCAUGAGUGGAUUACUACUUAACUUCUAGCUACACCCUCGCUGCCCCUAGUUCUCUUAAAACGUAAUAAUAAAAACUCUCCGUG
Molecule: messenger RNA, 2444 nt
Organism: Orussus abietinus
Lineage: Eukaryota; Metazoa; Arthropoda; Insecta; Hymenoptera; Orussidae
Gene: Bdbt
Product: 70 kDa peptidyl-prolyl isomerase
Exons: 2
Coding region: 89-961 (290 amino acids)
Molecular function (GO): protein binding
Source: RefSeq, a predicted model, not a curated record